AUGUCUCUCAUAAGCUUCACUCCUGAAUUGGGUCGUCUCUUUAACGACUACUUUGGAGACUUUCACGUUGCUCCGAGGGGACAAGGUGGUGCAAGCAGAUGGAGGCCAUCUAUCGAUGUUCAUGAAACGGAUAAGGAAUAUAUCGUAAACGCCGAACUUCCUGGCGUUAAAAAAGAGGAAAUUAAUCUUGAUCUGCGUGACCACGCACUAGUAAUUUCGGGAGAAACCAAACAAGACAAUAAAUUCAAAGAAGGCAAUGUCUACGUACAAGAACGCCGCUACGGUAGCUAUUCUCGAACCAUUGGUCUACCCAAUAAUAUCAAGGCAGACGCAGUCUCUGCCAAGUUCAACGAUGGUGUACUAGAAGUCACGAUACCCAAGGCUGAAGAUGCUCAACCAAAGAAAGUCCAAAUUAGUUAA
Messenger RNA from Paraglomus occultum, 420 nucleotides. The record is from the annotation of a GenBank genome assembly. Lineage: Eukaryota; Fungi; Glomeromycota; Glomeromycetes; Paraglomerales; Paraglomeraceae.